Molecule: messenger RNA, 5142 nt
Organism: Chionomys nivalis (European snow vole)
Lineage: Eukaryota; Metazoa; Chordata; Mammalia; Rodentia; Cricetidae
Product: RIMS-binding protein 2-like
Biological process (GO): neuromuscular synaptic transmission
Molecular function (GO): protein binding
Source: RefSeq, a predicted model, not a curated record
AUGGGGCAGUUCAGGAAGCGGCUGGAUGCCCAGGGCAAGAGACAUGUGGACCUGAAGGCAGCAGAGGGUCACGAGGGUCCCACUGGACACUACUCUGUGAUUGGGGACUAUAUCCUGUUGUCUGGGGACAAGCUGGAGCCUCCGUGUGUGAAGCCCUCCUUCCUGUUACGAUCCAGCAGCCCAAGAUGCAGAUUUGAGUCGAGCUACAACCCCUUUGAUGGUCCCAAUGAGAACCCGGAAGCCGAGCUGCCUCUCACGGCAGGAAAGUACCUCUACGUCUAUGGAGACAUGGAUGAGGAUGGAUUCUAUGAAGGUCUGUGGAUGUGCUGCGGCUGGCGCCUGGUGGACCGUCUGGAAAACAUGAGGAAAAAUGUGGCCGGGGAUGGUGUGAACCGCUGCAUUCUGUGUGGAGAGCAGCUGGGCAUGCUGGGAUCUGCCUGUGUUGUGUGUGAAGACUGUAAGAAGAAUGUCUGCACCAAGUGUGGGGUGAAGACCUCCAACAACCGCCCACAUCCGGUAUGGCUGUGUAAGAUCUGCCUUGAGCAGAGGGAGGUGACGUGGAAGAAAGGAGGGCCCCAGGUCAGAAGCAAGGCCCCGAUCUCUCCUCUGCUCCUGGGCGAGGAAGCCAUGGGCCUCCCAUGCAGGGCCUCUGAGGCACGAAUGAGUACAACUGCCCGGGACUCUGAGGGCUGGGAGCAUGGUCAUGGUGGGGGUGCUGGAGAUGCCAGUCGGAGCCCAGCAGGAGCCCCAGCGGUUCACGCAAAGGCUGCGCAGGCGCAGAACAUGGCGCUUGACGCAUGCACCCACAAUAAACCUCGCGCGCCGAGUUUUGUUGUGUCUUGCAUCCUCCUUUCUCUCGAGUCGCGACGAAGAAGACGAAGACGAAGAAGACUAAGAAGAGAAGAAGACGAACAGAACAGACGAAGAGAACAGGUCCGAGAGCUGGAAGAGAAAUGCCGUGUGCAGAGUGAGCAGUUUAACCUUUUGUCCCGGGACCUGGAGAAGUUCCGGCAACACACUGGGAGUUUUGACCUGCUGGGCAGCAGCUCAGUGGCCUUGCUGGAUGUCCCCUUGGCCCCUGGCAAGCCUUUCCCACAGUACAUGAAUGGACUAGCCACUUCCAUACGCAAAGGUCACGAGGGUCCCACUGGACACUACUCUGUGAUUGGGGACUAUAUCCUGUUGUCUGGGGACAAGCUGGAGCCUCCGUGUGUGAAGCCCUCCUUCCUGUUACGAUCCAGCAGCCCAAGAUGCAGAUUUGAGUCCGAAAUGGACAAUGACCGGAACUCUAACAACUCCAAGCAAAGCAGCUCGGGGAUGUUGCACCUGUGUUUUGCCCGCUACAGCUACAACCCCUUUGAUGGGCCCAAUGAGAACCCGGAAGCCGAGCUGCCUCUCACGGCAGGAAAGUACCUCUACGUCUAUGGAGACAUGGAUGAGGAUGGAUUCUAUGAAGGGAAGCUGUUGGAUGGGCAGAGGGGCUUGGUGCCCUCCAACUUUGUGGAUUUUAUCCAAGACAAUGAGUCACGACUGGCUGGUACUCUGGGGAGUGAGCAGGACCAGAACUUUCUCAAUCAUUCUGGCAUCAGCCUGGAGCGUGAGAGUAUCCUUCACCUUCACUCCCCAACUCAAGUGGACUCGGGCGUCACCGACAGUGGUGGGGGGACUCUGGACAUGAGCAUCGAUGACAUCGGAGAAGACAUUGUGCCUUACCCUAGGAAAAUUACCCUUAUCAAACAGCUUGCCAAAAGUGUCAUCGUGGGCUGGGAGCCCCCCGCUGUACCACCCGGCUGAGGCACCGUGAGCAGUUAUAACGUGCUGGUAGACAAGGAGACACGCAUGAGCCUCGCCCUGGGUAGGAGAACCAAGGCAUUGAUCGAAAAACUGAACACAGCCGCCUGCACCUCGCAGUGCGUCACGAGCCGGGGCAACUCGGACGAGCUACAGUGCACGCUGCUGGUGGACAAGGAUGUAGUCGUAGCGCCAUCUCAGCUACGUGUGGACAACAUCACACAGAUCUCUGCUCAGCUCUCCUGGCUGCCUACCAACAGCAACUACAGCCAUGCCAUCUUCCUCAACGAGGAGGAACUGGACAUCUUGAAGGCCACCAGGUACAAGUAUCAGUUCUUCAACCUCAGGCCUAAUAUGGCUUACAAGGUGAAGGUCUUGGCCCAGCCCCACCAGAUGCCCUGGCAGCUGCCCCUGGAGCAGAGGGAGAAGAAGGAGGCCUGUGUGGAGUUCUCCACACUGCCUGCAGGUGAGCCCCCAGCCCCACCCCAAGAUGUCACCAUCCAAGCUGGGGCCACAGCCGCCAUUGUUCAGGUCUCCUGGAAGCCCCCUGCGCUGACUCCCACUGGGCUGUCCAAUGGAGCGAAUGUCACAGGAUAUGGAGUGUAUGCCAAAGGGCAGAGGGUGGCUGAGGUCAUCGCCCCCACAGCAGACGGCACGGCAUGGAGCUGGUCCGUGGAGCUGGUCCGGCUGCGGAGCCUGGAGGCCAAGGCCGUGAGUAUGCGUACCCUGUCCGCAGGAGAGUCCAUGGAUUCUGCCCUCGCAGCCAUCCCCCCUGACCUCGUGGUGCCUCCAGCCCCCCACCCGAGGACUGCUCCCCCACCAAAGCCAUUAGCAAGUGACCUGGAUACCAAAGACCAACACCUGGGUCCCCACGUCAAAGUGGAUGAGUCCUGGGAGCAGAGCCGGCCACCCGGCCCCGCACAUGGCCACAUGUUGGAACCACCUGACAUGCACAGUGCUGGCCCAGGCAGAAGGUCACCCUCACCCAGCCGGAUCCUCCCUCAGCCACAAGGAGCCACUGUGUCCACCACUGUUGCCAAGGCCAUGGCCCGUGAGGCUGCACAGAGGGUGUCUGAAACCAGCAGGUUAGAGAAAAGGAGCCUCUUUCUAGAGCGAAGCAGUGCUGGGCAAUAUGCCAACUCAGACGAGGAGGAUGGCUAUGCCUCCCCCGAGGUCAAGAGGAGGGGUACAUCUGUGGAUGACUUCCUGAAAGGGUCAGAGCUGGGCAAGCAGCCCCACUGUUGCCAUGGAGAUGAUUACCACACAGAGAGCAGCCGGGGGACAGACCUGUCGGACAUCAUGGAGGAGGAUGAGGAGGAGCUGUACUCAGAGAUGCAGUUGGAGGAUGGGGGCCGGCCCAGUGGCACCUCUCACAAUGCCCUCAAGAUUUUAGGAAACCCCGCUUUGAUGGGGCGAGGAGACCGGAUGGAUCACGUGAGCCGAAGGUAUUCUCACAGUGGCGGAGGUCCUCAGAGGCACAGGCCAGCGAUGGCUCCAUCCAUUGCCCCGAGUCCUGGAAGGACUGGAUCUCAUUCACCAUUGGUCUGGGGACCGCCAGGCAGGGCAAAGGUGUACGGCAAGCGCGUGCUUAAUCGACAGAAAUUGAAUCUCAGUCACGCAGAUGGGUUUUCGGUUCUGAAGUCUGAGAAAUGACCCGACACACCUGAAAACCGCAGGUGCUAAAGACCAUUUGACUACUUAACACGGGGAAGACUCCCGCGUGUCCAGGCACAGGGAACCCAGCGGUAGUGCUUGGUGGUUCCUGCUACACUUAGCGGACCAAACUGGGGGCAUAAUUGUAACAAAUCAUAACUUCAGAGAGUUCGUGACUGAGUCGGGGUCCUGGAGAGAAAUUAUUACAAAAAGAGACAUGCAGCCACUACUCAGUGCCCUGCCAGAUGUGGGCAUGUUCGAUCCUGGCUUCCGGAGCCCCAACACCCAAGUAGCCAACACCAGCCACCAGCCUCCAUCCCGGAACCAGGGAGCCUCUUCAGGCCCUUGGCUUCCUCAGCAGCCCCACUUCACACCCCUGGCCACCGUUCCCAGUAUGCAGCAGAACCUUCUCGUACCAGCACAGAGAUCUUCCGCAGAGACCAGUGAGCUGAGGGCAGCUCUGCUGAAGAUCUUCCCUGACUCUGAGCAGAAACUGAAGAUCGACCAGAUCCUGAUAGCUCAUCCAUACAGGAAAGACCUGAAUGCCCUUUCUGCCCUGGUACUGAACUGAAGGCUGGGCUGAGAGCCCACUGCUGAUGGGGACCAGAGGAAGCUGCCUACUGUGGAGUCCCUUACUGGGGAGAAGCUUUCCAGAGUGCACAGUGCUGCUCUCGGUAGGAGAAGGAAGGGAUGUGUUUUAUAUAUACAAAAGUCUGGAUUUUCAAAGCCAGCUUUUUUCUAUAUAUAAAUUAUGCUGCUAUUACAGAUUGAACAUUUUCUGUAAAAGAAAAGUACAUUUUCUGCCUGUUCAGAACUGUUUAAUAGCAGUUACUCUUGAGUGUAUUUACAACUUUAUGUUUUUUAAACUAUUUUCCUUAAAGCUGAAGAAAAAUUGACAAAUGAAUAUGGUUAGCCUUUCUAAAUAAAAUAAAAAAAUAAAAAAAGGGGAUUGCUUCCUUAAGGAAAGCAAGCCCUCUUAAAGUAUAUUUUCUUGAGGUGAUCUGUUCUGUCCACUCACAUGGUGUGUGCUCCCCUGCCUUCCUCCUUGGAGCUGGCCUGCUCCACUCUUCUGGGUCUUCUCAGCAGCCAUCUGUGAGAGUGCAGAACUGGAGCCACUAGAUGGCACUUGGUGCCUGGCUGUAGUCAGCGACAAGACAAAGUCAGACUCAGAAGAGCAGGGCGACAAUUCAGUCCAUUCAGUUCCAUCCUUCUUCCUCUCCGCUGGAUAGAGAAGGGAAACGAGUCCCAGCGUACUCCCUGAUUGUCCCAGCUCCCUAAUGCCCUCCCCAGCUGAGGCCACCAUGUUCCUGAUCUGAUUCCACAGAAGGUGAGGUAGGAUUGGAGAGUCUGCUGAGGAACUCCCUUCUGUGGCCAGCAUGAGUCCACAGCCCACAAGUAUGGGGAAGAAUCCCAUGUGGAGUUUGUACAGCUUUGCCAAAAGUUUUCUAUUCUCAAGGAUGACCCAAGCCAAUAAAUAGCAUAAGUAGUUUCAGAAGGGGUCUCAAAGCCCUGCUGUUUCCCUCUUCUGUCUUUUAGUGGUCUCUAGCUGCUCUUCCCGAGUCUUUCAGAACCAGUUAUCUCAGUAUCAUCUCUUCUCAGUGUAGCUUGAAUUCUGUGUCUGUGAAACAUUUCCUGGUCAUUCUUAGCAUCUUGACUCUCACCUAGACCUUUUAAGGGCUCUGUGUUUUCCAUCUAUAC